Molecule: messenger RNA, 2391 nt
Organism: Cololabis saira (Pacific saury)
Lineage: Eukaryota; Metazoa; Chordata; Actinopteri; Beloniformes; Belonidae
Product: complement factor H-like
Exons: 18
Coding region: 53-2263 (736 amino acids)
Source: RefSeq, a predicted model, not a curated record
GUCAGUCGUUCACCUCCUCUUCUGUUUGGUGCUUUAGUGUAAUGAAGAUAAAAUGCAAAUGGGAACUAAAACCUGCGUUCUGCUCUUGUGGAUACAGACACUAAGCUUCGUGAAAUGUCAGAAAUGCACUCGUCAACAGUUUAGAGAAAGUAGUGACUAUGAUUCAAAGUUUGACACAACUGUUCUGGAUUCUGAAUAUCCUAAUGGAAAACAACCACUAACUCUCAACUACCACACAGAGAGGGAGAAAUCUAACGCAGUACUGUUUUCAUCAUUGACCCAAAGAUGUCCGCUCAUUCACCCGAGCAAUAAAGUCCAGGUGAUCGGGGAUCAUGAAGAAGCAUCCUUUGGCAACGUAAUUCGAUUUUCUUGCAAGUCCAGCAAUCAAAUCUUAGAUGGAGCAAAUGAGAUUUAUUGCAAUGAAAAUGGAGAGUGGAGUGGCGAAGUUCCAGAUUGCAAAGAUAUUACAUGUGACACCCCUGUGAUUGAACACGGGAGCGUUCGUGAUGCCCCUCGUGAGUACAAAGAAAAUGAAAUCCUGAAUUUUGAUUGCGGCGACGAUUAUAAACGCACAGAUGAAAGAUUUCCAACAUGCAUAAAAUUAGGAGGAAAAGCGACUUGGAGCCCUACACCUGGAUGUAAACUUAAAACAUGUGAACUGGAAUUGCAGACAGGGAGAGGAACAACAUAUAUUCCAUCCAACAAAAAUGUGUUUUUAAUUGGGAGCACGUUACAAGUGAAAUGUGGGCGGAAGCACUGGAUUGUGGACAGCCAAACAACCACAGCAGAUGUUACCUGCAAAAGUAAUGGAGAGUGGAGUAUCAGGCCAGUAUGCAAAGAGGUCAUAUGCAGCGACCCACAAGACAAUGCUGUGGAUUGGUUUGAUUUGAUCCACUGGGGACGAAAUAAAUUAGAUGAAACUGCUCGAUAUGCAUGUAGAGCAGGCUUUGAAAAACCAAGAGGCACCACUACGGCCACCUGCACCAGAGCUGGAUGGAGACCAGAUCCACUCUGUAAAAGAACAUGGUGCUCAAGACCUGACCUUGAAAAUGCACGCGUUACCUGGAAUAACAGGAACGUGUACAGCAGCGGUGACUAUCUCCGCUACACAUGCAUCAACGGUGAUGACAGAGCAUUUACUCUCACUUGUGAUGAAGGUUCCUGGACUGGGCUUGAGAGCUGUUCAGGUCGUAAGGUGCAUGAAGGCAGUACGGGUAAUGUUACUGAUGUGGGGGGAAAAAGAGAGAAGACUGUCCAGUAUGACGCCGAGGCUUUUGACUUUGGAGGAGAUGUGGAUCGGGUGACCAUCAAUGGAGAUAUUGAAAGGCGUUGUGGCCUCUACUCCGAGACCAAUUUCUCUUGGGGUGCUUGGUUUAGUGGAGAUGUAGAGUUGAGUGUCAUCAGCAUAACAGUGAAACUGGAUUCCAAAGUGGCGGAGGAUGUUACCAAGGGGGAGGAUGUAUAUAAUGAAGAGAAGCGGUCCGAUACCAGAGACCCCAGUGCCAGCCAGGCAUUCCUGGAGUAUGGAGUGGGAGAUGGUAUCGAAGGCGGCACUGAGGUCGAGGAGGAUAAGGAUGGUGAGAAGGCCAGAAUCUGCUGCCAGGAGGAGGUCAUUGGUCAAUGCGAAAGACUACAAGAUGAAAAGCUGACAGUAAAUGUGUCAAUGGAUAAGGACUCAUAUAAAAAUGGGGAAGUCAUUGAGUAUGUGUGUAAAGCACAUGAUGCCGGUGAUAAAAAUACUGCAACAUGUGUUGAUGGCCAGUGGACUACAACAGUAGAAUGUCCAGUUAACUUGUCACUGAUCCCAAUUGAUCCAUAUGAUCUGCAAGGUUCCCAAGAAAUUGAAUAUUUAGAUUCUGGAGAUUUCACAGUGAAUGACCUAUGUCCUUCAGGUUGUCAGAAUCCACCGAAUCUUGCAGACGGAGAUGUUAAGGAAAGCAUGAAGCCUGAGUAUGACCACAAUGAAAGUGUUGAAUACAUGUGUCAGCGAUAUUAUAUUAUGGAGGGGACGGGACAAAGAACCUGUGUGAACGGUGCAUGGACUGGAGAGAUAAAGUGCCUAAAGCCCUGCACGGUGAAUCAGAGAGACAUGGACGAACGUAAUAUUAGGUUUGCACAUGGAGGACGUACAAAGAUGUACUUAGAACAUAAGGACCACAUUAGAUUUGUUUGUAAACAUCAAAGACAAGUCAGCUCAGUACCACUUCGCCAGCAGUGUGUUGAUGGUGUCAUGGAGCUGCCCACCUGCAGAGAUCAAUACUGAAGUAAAAUGGGUAAAAUUAAACAACACAGUGCACAAACAGGCAAAUGAUUAAAAGGAGUGAAGUGUUGUGAUCCACUUCUGUGUGACUAUUUUUAAAAUAUUCCGUCAUCUCUCUCUACCUUUUAAUA